This is a messenger RNA of Salvia miltiorrhiza (redroot sage), 1038 nucleotides long. Its product is annotated as xyloglucan endotransglucosylase protein 1-like. The coding region runs from base 83 to 898 and encodes 271 amino acids. Gene Ontology annotation, molecular function: hydrolase activity, hydrolyzing O-glycosyl compounds; xyloglucan:xyloglucosyl transferase activity. The transcript is spliced from 3 exons. The record is from RefSeq and is a predicted model, not a curated record. NCBI's taxonomy places the organism in Eukaryota, Viridiplantae, Streptophyta, Magnoliopsida, Lamiales, Lamiaceae. Gene Ontology annotation, biological process: cell wall biogenesis; xyloglucan metabolic process. Gene Ontology annotation, cellular component: cell wall; apoplast.
AUUCCCACUAUAUAUACACUUCACAUUUCAUGCAAUUCUAUCAUCAAACAUUCCCCUCUCUCUCUCUCUCUCUCUCUCUCAAAUGGCAAUUCUCUCGAAUUUAUCAUUCCUAUCAGCUUUUCUCGCCCUAGCCUGCUUCGCCGCCGCCGAUUUCAACCGCGACGCGGAGAUCACAUGGGGCGACGGCCGCGGCAAGAUACUCGACGGCGGCCGCGGCCUCUCUCUGUCGCUGGAUCAAUACUCCGGCUCCGGAUUCCAGUCGAGGAAUGAGCAUCUGUUCGGGCGAUUCGAUAUGCAGCUCAAGCUCGUCCCCGGAAACUCCGCCGGAACCGUCACCACUUUCUUCUUGUCGUCUCAAGGCGCCGGCCACGACGAGAUCGACUUCGAGUUUCUGGGGAAUUCGAGCGGGAAUCCGUACACUGUUCACACUAAUGUAUACUCGCAAGGGAAAGGCGAUAAGGAGCAGCAGUUUCAUCUCUGGUUCGAUCCCACCGCCGCCUUCCACACCUACUCCAUCGUCUGGAAUCCCAACAGGAUCAUAUUCCUAGUGGAUAACAGCCCCAUCAGAGUGUUCAACAACCACGCCGGCGCCGGCGUGGCUUUCCCGGCGACGCAGGCGAUGCGGGUCUACUGCAGCCUGUGGAACGCCGACGACUGGGCCACGCAGGGCGGCCGCGUGAAGACGGACUGGACCAAGGCUCCCUUCACCGCUUACUACCGGAACUUCAAGAUCGAUUCGUGCGCGGCCGGAACCUCGUGCGCGAGCCAGGAGCUCGACGCGAAGGCGAGAAACAGGCUCAGGUGGGUUCAGCAGAAACACAUGGUUUACAAUUACUGCGCAGAUUCCAACAGAUUCCCUCAGGGAACCUCUGUCGAGUGCAAGCGUUCCAGAUUCUGAACAAGAUUCAUUAGAAUGUGUAAUUAUUGUUUGUUCAUUUUGUGUGUCUAUUAUUCUUGAUUUCUUAUUUUGUUACAUUCUUAUUCAAUUUCAUGUAAUGACGUUACUUGAUAACUUGAAUAAAUUUACAUUUUUAUUUA